AUGUCUCACUGCAAGUACGAGCACCCCCGUCACGGCUCGCUUGGUUUCCUGCCCCGCAAGCGUGCUGCGAGCCACCGCGGCAAGGUUAAGUCGUUCCCGAAGGACGACCCCAAGAAGCCAGUCCACCUGACUGCCUUCAUGGGUUACAAGGCUGGUAUGACUCACAUCGUUCGUGACCUCGACCGUCCCGGUUCGAAGCUGCACAAGCGCGAGAUCGUUGAGGCUACUACGAUCAUCGAGACCCCGCCUAUGGUGGUUGUCGGUGUGGUUGGUUACGUCGAGACCCCCCGUGGCCUCCGCUCGCUCACCACUGUCUGGGCCGAGCACCUCUCGGAUGAGGUUAAGCGCCGCUUCUACAAGAACUGGUACCGCAGCAAGAAGAAGGCUUUCACCAAGUACGCUAAGAAGCACUCGGAGAACGGCGGUCAGUCGAUCACCCGUGAGCUCGAGCGUAUCCGCAAGUACUGCACUGUUGUCCGUGUCCUUGCGCACACCCAGCUGCGCAACACGAGCCUGAAGCAGAAGAAGGCCCACCUUAUGGAGAUCCAGGUCAACGGUGGCUCGGUCUCGGAGAAGGUGGACUUUGCCCACGGUCUCUUUGAGAAGACUGUGGAUGUUGGCAGCCUGUUCACGCAGGACGAGAACGUCGACAUUAUUGGUGUUACCAAGGGUAAGGGUUACGAGGGUGUGACUGCCCGUUGGGGUACCAAGAAGCUGCCGCGCAAGACCCACAAGGGUCUCCGCAAGGUCGCCUGUAUCGGUGCCUGGCACCCGGCCAACGUUAUGUUCACGGUGGCUCGCUCGGGUCAGGAUGGUUACCACCACCGUACUGAGUUGAACAAGAAGAUCUACCGCAUUGGUAACGGUGCUGACAAGGCCUCGGCCUCGACGGAGUUUGACACGACGGAGAAGUCGAUCACCCCGAUGGGUGGCUUCCCGCACUACGGUGUUGUGAAGAACGACUUUAUCAUGAUCAAGGGUUGCUGCCCGGGUGUGAAGAAGCGUGUUCUUACCAUCCGUAAGUCGCACCAGAUCCACACCUCGCGCCGUGACCUUGAGAAGGUUACGCUCAAGUUCAUUGACACCUCGUCCAAGUUUGGCCACGGUAACUUCCAGACCGCUGCUGAGCGUGAGGCGUUCGAGGGCCCGAAGAAGCCUCCGGUGGUGUACUACUAA
Messenger RNA from Malassezia pachydermatis, 1176 nucleotides. RefSeq names its product 60s ribosomal protein l3. Bases 1 to 1176 code for a protein of 391 amino acids. Lineage: Eukaryota; Fungi; Basidiomycota; Malasseziomycetes; Malasseziales; Malasseziaceae. Gene Ontology annotation, molecular function: structural constituent of ribosome; RNA binding. Gene Ontology annotation, cellular component: ribosome; cytosolic large ribosomal subunit. Gene Ontology annotation, biological process: translation; ribosomal large subunit assembly. The record is from RefSeq and is a predicted model, not a curated record. The transcript has 2 exons.